UUGACGACACGCGUUCACGCAUGCGCGUACGCGAUACCGGGGGCACCAAAUCGCGUCACGAGCACCAGUUGCAUUCGCCACCCUUGCCUCUACCACUACUACCACCUUUUCUCCACCUCCGCCACCGUCCGUCGAACCACCACCACCGCUUGCCGUCACCUUCGUCGCCGCCGUCGUCGUCGCCACCACCAUUGCUACUGCUACCACCACCACCGUCACCAUCGCCACCACCACCGCCGUUGCUGGUUCUCCAUCGGUACUUUCCAGCGUAUCUACUCCCCCGAUACCAUUCGCCUCCCCCGCGACUCCUACUGCUCUUCGCUAUUUCGCGCGUUCUCUUCUUCCCGCGUCGUUGCUCUUUCACAUUCGUCCUCGCAGUCGCCCCGACGAAGAGAGACCGACGACGCGUCGUCACCACCGAGAAACGUUCCUCGUCCUCGACGAUCGGCAUCCAUGCGCGUUUCUAAUUCGUCGUCUUCGCUGUGCUUCCCUCGAGAUCGUUUCGAUUUCAAAGCCACCCUUCGAUUCUCGAAGAUCGUUCGGCCCGAGCCUCGACUCCUCUCCUCCUUCGACUCCACCUCCACCGCCACCUCCGUCUCCUCCCCCUGCUCUUUGUCCUCCCUCUUCCAACUCGCCGCGUUCUCCACCUCUUCCUCUUCCUCGUUUCGCGUAUCGCGACCAAGAGUGUCCGGUUGUCAUGCGUCGACGGUGCUCGCGAUAAGGCGCGACCGUAUCGGAGUUGUCGCCGAUUCGCCGCGAUCGACCUGUCUCUCGAUCGUUUCGUGUCUUUUCGUCCCGGCGAGUUGCGCGGUCAGUGAUUUUCGAGACUGUAAGUGCGACGAUCCAGACGUUAAUAAUAAUCGUUUAUCGUCCUUUGUUCGUCGACUUUUACGUUGUGCGAGGUCGUACAUCGUUCGGUUAGCCGUGUGUUCCUUGGGAUACUCGAACGUCCAAGUGUCGCCGACGAAAGGAUAGAAGAGCUUCGAACAGCGGAAACCUCGGAUCGCGAGCGAUCUCGUCGACGGAGCAACGCCGAGGAUUCGAUACGGAACGCUCGCCGUCGGCGAAGUCGUCGGAUCGCGGAUAACGUUCCAUGUCUGGCUGUCGUAGCGAAUCCUGCCGCUGUACCCUGGCGUCGCAUCGACAGCGGCAGGUCAACCGCGUCAUCUUUCUGCUCGAACGUUUCCCAAAAGCAUGAGAAUCAACGCGAACAAGGAGGAUCGAUCUACCGAGCUGGUCCUGGAGAACAGGACAAAGCGCCGCGAAGGUUACCGCGAGGUAUAAGAAGCACCCGGAAUGAAGCCGCGAGUUUCUUAAUUACGCGAGAAGGAUCAGUUACGCCGGAAACAUGGAAUUCGGUUGGAGCAUGCGAAACGACGGCUGGUUGUCUUCGAUGUGCACGAAUAAAACAGAGAUACAGCCAUCGUCUUCCGUUCGUGCUAGUUGAGAGAAGAAGAAAGAAGCAGGGUGCGAUGAUAUCCGCGUACGAGUACUAAGAAACCGUGUACGCGCGUGUCGUUCUCUUCGAAACGAGUGGAAGAUCGCGAAAGAUGGUCUCGGACUUGGUCGCCGGCAAAAGUCGUCCGUUUUGUUGGUUUGCCCUUCGAAUCGGCCGAACAGAAUCUCGCGGUAUCCCGUCGCGCUAAAUAUCGACGACGAACCGAAACCCGCCGCGGAGCAUGAUCCCCCAGGAAGAACGGCGAACGAGCGCAUUUAUUUCGUCCCACCUCAGGAUUUCGGAAUCGAGGAAUUGGAACGGACACCCAAAGAGCGAUCCCCGUGUCGUAGCAUUCGAGAAUCGGUGACGAGAGUACAGAGAUCGCGAUCAUCGAAUUUCAACGAUUCAGCGAGAGUUCGUUUGCGAGACCUCGAUUUAGGAAGAAGCUUACGUAGAAUUGUCGCGGACGAAUGACUUGCAGCGACGACGUAGUCGAAGACAUCCGGUCUGAGACGGGAUAAGUGCCGAUCCUCGAGGGGUCGACGCGAAAAGAAAGAAAGGACGAAAAGAGAGAAGAGGUCGAUAAUAGAAAAUCUAGGGGGGGGCGAAGGGUGCAUCGGCGUUGCCGAUCGGCGAAAUCGGUCGUCCCGUAUUUCGAGUGACAGGUACACGAAGGGGGUGUCGGUCGCAGAUUGGAUGGUUCCGCGGGGGUUAACCCUUGGGAGGUCGAUUUGGGAGCAGCCAGAGCCGGAGCAGCAACGUUUCUACGACUCUCCGCCACCACGGAUGGACGUGAGCGUGUGCUGCUUGCCCGCCAGUGCCGGCUCGGGGGCCCAGCACCCUCAUCCAGUAAGUUUGCCUUCCGGCGGACAGCCGACGAUUCAGCCACCCUAUCAGUAUGCCGAUCAGAUAGUGCCGGAUCGGGGUCAGCCCGACGGAUUGCCGGUACUUGGUUGUACGGGCCAGGACAACUGGCAGCAGAUCUCAUCCGCGUCCAGCGUCGCCGGGGCUGUCACCGCCACUACCACCACCUACAUCGAUUACUCUUGGCUGCAGAUGCAGCAGACGUCGGACCUGGAUACGCUGCUGUGUAGACAGGACCUCGACCGGCUGCAGAAACUCGACGAAGAUGACCCGGAGAAGGACACGAGGGAGUCCUCGAUGCAGAUGGAGGAUUUCUUCGAAGUCGGGGGGCCGGUGUGUCGGCCGCAGGCGAGUUUCGUUUCGGCGAGGAGUCAACCAGCGGGCAACGACGACGACGUGUUCCUCAGGCCUCCGCUCUGGGAGGACAUCACCUCGAGUAUUCAGAAGCUGGACCCCGAGAACGCGGACAUGCUGGGCUCGCAGUCGCACAUCAAGAUGGAAACCGACGACGUCGCGUCACCGGUGCUCUCGCCAGUCGAGAUCAAAACCGAGCCGCUGCCACCGCCCCCGACAUUGCACCUUCUCGAGGCACCCGCCUCCAACCCCGUGCAGACGUUCUCGAACGGCCACCAGAACCCGCCGACCGUUCCUCAAGUCGUUCAUCAUCGGACCACCACGCCCGCCUUCAAAACCUUCCCUUCGAACAACAACAACAACAACAACAAUAUAAAUAAUAACAAUAACAACAACAACAACAAUAGUACCAAUAAUAACAAUAACAACAGUAGUAAUAAUAACAACAACGACACGACGUCGAAUCACCACGGUGGCGGGAACCAGGUCGGUGGCAGCGCGACGUCGCCCCUCUACGGCUCGAUGACCAGGUUGAUGUACAUUUCCCCGCUGACGCCGCCGAUUUCCGAUCCUGGCUCGCCGAUCGGGGCCCCACCGAGGCGGACGCCGCCACCCCCUUAUCCCCAGCCCUCCAUCAUGAAUCCUGCUCACAGGAUGCAGCAUCCAUCCAUCAACACCAAAUUCAACAGGCGAAACAACCCAGAGCUCGAGAAGCGACGCGUCCACCAUUGUGAUUUCAUAGGUUGUACUAAGGUCUACACAAAGAGUUCUCACCUGAAGGCGCACCAGCGGAUACACACAGGUGAAAAACCGUACCAGUGCCAGUGGCCAGAAUGCGAAUGGCGGUUCGCCAGAAGCGACGAGUUGACUCGUCACUAUCGAAAGCACACCGGGGCGAAGCCUUUCAAGUGCGCCGUGUGCGAGCGUUCGUUCGCCAGAAGCGACCACCUCGCCCUGCACAUGAAGCGGCAUCUCCCGAAGCAGCACGCCAAGUGACCGCGUAACCACGCGUCCAAGUCUCCGGCGUCGAGCGUCUCCUCGACCGCGUCGAACUCACCGAGCGUAUUCGCGCGCGACACGGCCCGAGAGGAGAUCCGACCGUUCAGCGUCGUCUUCUAAAACUCGACCUCGAGUUUCCGGACGAGUACCGCGCUGAUUUCGAACACGUCCCGCGCGUUCGUUUCUCGGCCCUCGGAUAUCGUUCGACGACAUACGAAUGUCGUUUCGCAGCUUGUUCUCGCAAAAAGGAGAAUCGCCGAAUAAAAAACCGGCGCCACUGCCAAACGAUCCCGUCGUUAACCUUAACGAACCGAGUGAUCGUCGAUGAAUCUUCGUAGUCUCGAUUGCUACAUUCGCACGGAGAUGGGCGAAAUUCCUAUCCGGAUACAAAUCUCGAAUAAAGCGAUAAACAGCUUUCGACGCGCUGUUUGUCCGAUCGAAACUAGAAAGUAUACGAUACGAUCAAACGUGCGGCAGCUUACAUCGAUAACCGUUGUGUUAGGUGGCUGUGUCGUUGUUACGCGUUUCGACCGUGAUGUUUCGCGACGCGAUGGAGAUGGAAAUACUUUUAAAAAUGUUCCAACGCUGUUACGAUAGAAUAUAGCAAAAGUUUGACAAAUUGCAACGUACAGGAAUACGUCAAAGGAAAAAGUAAUUGCUAUAUCAGAUAUUUAACCCUUUCGCUGCCGACGAAAAUAAGUAGCCGUUCGCUGGGAGCUGCAAUUAUGAUAUUUUUUUUUAAUGAAAAAUUUCACGAAGAUCUCACAAAUGUUCCAAUAUGAUUAUUAGACUGCGGAUCUUUAUUCAUUUAUAGGAAAUUUGAAUAUACAAGAAACUACAAAAUGGAAACAGUAUGCAAGAAUAUAAAAAAAAGAUUGAAAGCAAAGUUCAUGUUAUAAUAUUCGCAGAAUACAAUAAUUUCCUCUUUAGGUUCAAUUUUUGUAGGCACGUUCGCCAAGAUUUUAUUUUACAUAAAGAUCCGCAGUCCAAUGAUUAUUUUGAAAAACAUAUAUUUGUGGUAACUUAUUUUAUAUAGAAUACGAUUGCCGAACAAAAAGAAUGAAAUAUGUUUUCGAAAUUUAUUAUUUUUUAUGAUCAUUUCCGAAGCACUCUCCCAAACAACCCCGGCAUAUCUUGACAUGCUUCACAAUGGUAAAUGGUGUCCUUCCUUUUGACACCACCAGACCAACAUGAAUGCUUAGAUCGUACCGACUGUCUAAAAUUUAGACUCUCAAUAACCGGCUAAAAAGCCUAAGUUAAAAAAGCAAAGGACACAUGUGCGUCAUCCGCAGCGAAAGUGUUAAAUAAACUGUAACGACGUCGCUGACCGAUACUUCUGUACCACGUAAAAAUUCGAAUAAUUCUAUAAUUAUAAUUUUAUAAUGGGUUAUGCCCGUAUAUUGAAAUAAAUGAAUAACUGAAUAAAUAAAUAAAUAAAUAAUCGUAUCGAUCCCUAAUCGUUUGAUCGAAUAAAUCGCCACCCGUAUACUUUAUUUAUCGUCUACGAUUCGAAUAAAAUUCUGCCCAUCUCUGCUUGUACCGAACACGACACGGACAAGCUAAUAAAUUAUCAUUCGUACAUUGUAACGAAACGCGUGUGUAGGUACGAUCAUAGUGGCUGGACCACUAACGUCUUAGCGAGUACUCUGUCUCCGCCACGUUUCGCAAGUACCUCCUCGAUGCUAAAAUACAUUAAGGAAAGUAAUUCUCGAAUAUAAUCGUCGAGGAACUUUAAGACUUUUUCGCGCUGCGAACGUCUGUUCGCUGGUAGGAAUAGAAGCGAAAGACGGAGAAAAGGUAAACGAGGGACUAAACAAAAUACGUCUACCUUCGCAUAUUUAAUGAACCGUAGUUACGACAAAGUACACGAAUGUGUAAGUGCUAUAAAUCACCGUAGCGUUUUAAAGAGUUUUUUUGCGAUUUAACUUAAACAAAAUAUUUAUCUAAGUUAGUUCGAGAAUUCCAACCUGUAAAUCUCCCACGUACGUUCGCGAACGAACACUGUAUGUAAAUCAAAAAUUAUUAUCGAUCCGCUUUCAAUUUGCAUUCGUUAAAGAUGAUAAUAACGAUCGGAACGAUAGCUUGUUUGUAUGAAUACGUUCGACGUCAUCGUUGUCGUCGUACGCGAGCUGUAUCGAGUACUGUAACGUUCUCGGCUGCAAUUUCGGAACGCGUAGGCUUUGCGUUCUAAUUCCGCUCGUUUCAAAAUACCUGCGAUCCAUCGAAUUUAUACUUAAAAAUUACCAAUUUCAGGAUUGCGUUCAAGUUUACGACACCUUUUUAUUAAUCGAACACUAAUCGCAACCGAAAACGUUGCGAUGAUACAGCUCGCCGAGUCCGCGACGAUGAUUAAAUGAAGUCAGUAAUAAUCGUCGAGUAGCAAAACGUCGCUGACUGAACGCCGACCACUGAAACGAGCCACGUAACCGAGGCAAAAUUUUUAGUUGGCGAAGCUAGAGUAAAAGCGUCGAGAAUUUUUAUUCGGUAUGCGUCCGCUGUUUGAAAGUUUUCGGCGAUCUCGUCGCACCGCUCGACGACUCUUCCGGCUGUUGCUUAACCGUUGCACCGCACCGCGGCAUUAAUCAUCCUUUCGCGGAUCGGUAAAGGUUUAUUUAGACUGCUAAGUGCCUACGCUUCCAUCGCGUUUUUCAAAUCCGUCCGUACGGAACGAAACUUCGAAUGCUCUUGAAAUUCGUAAUUUGCAUUCGAUACCGGUUUGCGUGCGCAGCGUAUAAAUUGCCAAGUAAAAAAUUCCUCGGCUCGUGCGAGCUCAGCGACGGGGAUACUGCGACGAAAUUUUCGAUCCUCUGAAACGGAAAGCGACGUAAGAAUAAAUAUAUAUAUAUAUAUUUUUUUUUUCGGGUGCUGUCACGGGUACAGUGGCCACUGUGUUAUUUCACACCGUCGGAUACGAGAGCGUUAAACGAGGGAGUGUCGCGCAGACGUGGGCAAGUGUAGACGAUAAAUUAUCCAGAGAGAGUUAGUCUAACGUUCUAAAGUUCUUCUGUUGAUUUAUGUAUCGGGUAGGUGCAUAAGUAAUGGCCUUAUUUCGAAUUAAAAUUUGCGUGCAACGGGAAUGUUACACGGUGAAAUAUUGCGCGUCGUUCGACAAGAGACUUCUUCGUUUUUACGAUAGAUUCGAUUCGAGUUGAUUUCGCUUGCGCUCGUUUGCUUUCGACGCUCUCCGCGACGAGGAUCGGUCGAGAUCGAUACUAGAAAUGAAUGAAUAUAUCGUGAUGCCUUAUGUACAAAUUCGUGUAGAUACGUAUACAGGGUGUCUACGUAUAAGUUCGGACAUACGCAGGGUGUCAAUUCCACAACUUUCCAACAAAAAAUUAGUCAUAGACAUUUUCUCUGUGUCGCAUUAUUCUCAAAUAUUUUCACUUUUAAUUUUUUUUCUGUGUUUUCGACGUGACACUCUUUGAACGACCAAUAACUCUGCAUUUAAACGUCAUUUUCUCCCUAAAACACCACCGUACAAUUUUUUGUUGACAAUACGGUCCAAAAGCUGAGACCUCGAGAAAGUUUCUCCCGAAGAGUGCUCGUCAGAAAACUAUGUCUUUGAAACCGGAAAACGAGUACAGAAAAUGUCGAAUUUUUUACAAUUUUCGCAAUGUAAAGUUUGAUCUAAUUUUUCACUUGUUAAAUCUACGUAAUAAAUUUUGGUUUUCCAUCAGGGAGAUGGGAAAUGUAACGCUCUAUCGAAUUGUAUACUUAGUUUUAAGUUUACACUAUACUUUAGUUUAGUUUAGUGGUGUAAAGAUUGUCAAGUCGAAAACGCAGAAAAAAAUAUUAAAAGUGAAGAUUCUCGAGAAUAAGGCGACGCAAAGAAAAUGUCCAAGAGUAACUUUGUGUUGGAAAUUUGUUGUAGAAUUGACACCCUGCGCAUGUCCGAACUUAUACGUAGACACCCUGUAUAGAUGUACGUGUAUGUACGUGUGCGUUCGCAGAGCUGGGCAACGGGAACAACCGAGAAAUAAAUAAUCUAACCGUAUCUGUUCGCGUAUUAUAAAAUAAAAUACGUCAUUCGAUUGUACUCGUUACCCGUUGGUUCGAAUGAAACGUUGCCCGUCUCUGUGUACAAGCGUACGCGCGUGCACAUGUCUAUGUACAUAUAAACGUACAUAUUAUUAUUUAGAAACCGUCACGUCACGCGUUCGUCGCGACUGACAGGUUCGUGCACUUGUGUGUGUGUACACGUGUAAAAUAUGAUACAUAUCCAAUACAUAUGUAGUUAGUGUAAUAUUAUCUGUAUAAUAACGUUCGAUUUUAAUAUUCGGGUCGGCGGAGGGUUGCGUUCGUCGAUCCACGAUUUUACCGAUCACUUUAUUUACUUCUUCGAGAAUGUAGUGCUUGUAACGCAUAGCGAUAUACGAGAAAACGGCGAGUCGACUUUUAGUCUUGACUUGGAAAACAAAAUAGACUUUCGCGCGAUGAUUCAACGUCCGCACUCUUUUGUUUCUGGUCACGUUGUUUUUCUUCUUUUCGUACUUCGAAGCGAUUCGAACGACUGAAGAUGCGCCGCGAGUAUGGGACAAGUUGGAUCGUCCCAGCGUUGGGUGUCUCGUUAACGUUUCAUUUUCAUUAGAAACAUGGAAACGCUCGUUGCUAAUUGUCCCUUGUUUAACUCGACGAUUCGUCGACGCAUUCGCUGCCCAACUCUGGCUCGAUCGACGCGAUCGACCAUCCCGAGCGCGACAGGCCAAAAAUUUCACGCGUGGAUCAACGCUUUGCAACGUAAUCGACGAAGCGCCACGGUUAUUUUUUAACGUUAGCGAAAAGUAGAAGACAGAAAGACGCGUCGAUAUGGAUCUAUUUAUCACCUCUGUUCGUUCUAGUUGCGAUACAGUUCACCUUUUCACGUCACGGAAGGUCUCGGAGACAGAUUUCUCUUUCUGUGAGAAUUUUUUUAUUCAACGAUCCCUUUUCUUUCGGCAAGUUGACUCAUUCGCGAAUUAGAUGGCAAACAGUAGGCUCGUAUUAGCGCCUAUGCGAAGACGAUAAUUUAAUUAACUAAUUAGUAAUUCGUUUAGUUUCUCGUUUGUUUUUUUUUCAGAUAAAUAGUUAAACAAGCUUCGCGACUUUCCGUGCCGCUUUUCUUUAUUUUCUCGGCACACUUCUCCAACCUCCGACGAAACCUUUGGUUAGUUCGCCCGCUACGUCGAUAUUAAUCUUAACGCAGAUAUACCUCAUUUACGGAAAUAGAAAAUCGAGCGCACCCGCGACGAAAUUUUCACGUACUCUUCCUACACGAUUUCCUACAAUUUUGUUCAUAAUGUUUAUAAAACACUGUAAUUUGUGUGUUGUGUAAUUUAAAUAUACGACGUAUGUGUAUGGAUAUACGCAUAUGUAUUCAC
Molecule: messenger RNA, 9012 nt
Organism: Hylaeus volcanicus
Lineage: Eukaryota; Metazoa; Arthropoda; Insecta; Hymenoptera; Colletidae
Product: Krueppel-like factor 8
Exons: 4
Coding region: 2135-3652 (505 amino acids)
Biological process (GO): regulation of transcription by RNA polymerase II
Molecular function (GO): DNA-binding transcription factor activity, RNA polymerase II-specific; RNA polymerase II cis-regulatory region sequence-specific DNA binding
Source: RefSeq, a predicted model, not a curated record